This is a messenger RNA of Rattus rattus (black rat), 3770 nucleotides long. Its product is annotated as zinc finger protein 54-like. Gene Ontology annotation, biological process: regulation of transcription by RNA polymerase II. Bases 1374 to 3632 code for a protein of 752 amino acids. The transcript is spliced from 4 exons. NCBI's taxonomy places the organism in Eukaryota, Metazoa, Chordata, Mammalia, Rodentia, Muridae. Gene Ontology annotation, molecular function: DNA-binding transcription factor activity, RNA polymerase II-specific; RNA polymerase II cis-regulatory region sequence-specific DNA binding. The record is from RefSeq and is a predicted model, not a curated record.
AUAAGUUUUAACCUCAGCUGUCGUUUUUCUUGUUCUGAAUGCUGUAAUCUGUUUACAUGCUUAGCAUAGGUAAUAUUAUCUAUUUACAUUUCAAGAAAUUCCUGAAAGAAAUACAUCUAUUGUUUAGGAAUUUGAGUGAGGACAGUGUCUAGGAAGACACUGUAUAUUAAACUUACAUUAUCUUAUGACCUACACUGUAGAACUCUAAUAAGUGCACCUUAGUCCUUCCAGCACCUGGUGAGCGUGGUCUGUUAAAUCCAUGUGCUUCUUUAUUGAUUAUGUAGUUGUAUAAGGCUUUUUUGGUGGCUGGAUAUUAGUAUGAUUCUUGAUGACUUUCUAGACAAGGUUACAGUUAUUUUACCCUAUUUCUUAUAUGUUUAUGUCUUGCCUUUUCCCACAAUACAGUUUUUCAAUUUUCCCCUUCAAGUCAUUUUUUCCCCUGGUAUUUCCCCCUUUAUUAUUCCUCGAUAUCCCAACAAAGUUGCUCCUUCCUUCCUUAAAGUUACCCCACGUUGUGAACUCAGACCUGACAAUUUGGAAAGGAACUUCCUAUGAACGAGAACAUGCAAUGCCUGUCUUUCUGAGUCUGAGUCACUCCAAUCAGAAUCAUCUUCUAGUUCUAUCUAUUUACCUGCAAACGUCUUGAUUUCGAUUUUCUUUACAUCUCCUAGUGAAUACUUACCUCAUUUUCAGUUUCCAUUCCUCAGAUAUUUAGGUCGUUUUCAUUCUGUAGCUGUUGUGAAUAUAGCGCCAGUGAACAUGAGUUAGCAUGUAUCUCUGUAACAGGAUUUGAGUGUUUGCAACAUAUAGGAAGGAAUAGAAUUGCUGUGUCAUAUGCUACACUUAUUUAACAUGAGGAUUUGCUUAUUUAAUUGAGGAUUCUCCAUCUGGAAAUCCACAGUGGACACAUUUUAUGCCCAUGGGGUUUUUAUUCCCAGUGCUUUUGUUUUUUAAUAUUGCUGCUGUUUGAAUAUUGGUAGUAUUCUUAUUCCUCCUCCGUGUUAGUGCUUUGCUGUCCUGCCUAUAAAUGAGUACUUCUAAGUUUUCCUGUAGUUGUCUAUUCUUCACAUGCAAUGUAUUAUUUCUUAUGGAUAGUUCUUCUCUUGAACCUGUGUAAAAUUUGCAUCUAAUUUAUUAUGUACUGUGCUGCUUUACGGAAAUGAAUUUUGUUAAUCUGUCACAGAUUAUGACUCCAUCAAUUUAAAGAAACUAUUUUUCUGGUUGCAACAAUAUGGUUCAUGUUGAUUUUCUCUCUAAAUUUUCAGUGUCUUUUCAUGCUCUCCUGGCUUUGGGAUUGCUGAUUGACCACCAGGGCCACAGGUGGCUAUUCAUUGUACCUUAAAGAGAAAUUCAAAGGAGAGAAACAGAAAGAAAUGGAUGAUUCUCCAGUAAACAUGUCCCAGUGUCUGUUGACAUUCAGGGAUGUGGCUGUGGACUUCCCUCAGGAGGAGUGGGAAUGCCUGGACUCUACUCAGAGGGCUUUGUACAUUGAUGUGAUGUUGGAGAAUUACAGAAACCUGGUCUCUGUUGAGAACUACUGCAUAUGUGAUGCUACCUAUCAGCAUGUGAAGACUGACAAGGAGUCUCAUCAUUUUAAUGAACUUGGAGAAAUGCUUCCUGAACCUUCCCACAGUGCACUUUAUAAAACAAGUGACGCUACAGAAACCUCUAAUAACUACACAUGCUGUAAGGAAAGGGAUGCCUCUGUUUGCUUGUCAAAUAGAGAUAGUCAUAAAAGCACUCCCACUGGAGAAGAACCUUGUGAAUCUAAAGACUAUGAGAAAUCUCUAACUUUGUGUUCCGUCAUUAGUCAGGAUCAGAGACUCUACACUGCAAAGAAAGAGCAGAGACAGGAAGUAUAUGAUGACUAUUUCAGCUCUGCUUACAGUCUCAUGCAACAAACAGUCUACAUUAAAGAGAAACCACACCAGUGUGGCAAAUGUGGGAAAUGCUUCAGUACCUCCUCAAGCCUCACUGUCCAUCAGAGAAUUCAUACCAGAGAGAAACCCUACAAGUGCAAUAUUUGUGAUAAAUCCUUUACCCAGUGCACGCAUCUGAAAAUACAUCAAAGACGUCAUACUGGGGAGAAACCUUACAAAUGCAAAGAAUGUGAAAAGUCAUUUGUUCAGUUGUCAGCACUUAAAAGUCAUCAGAAAUUGCAUACUGGAGAGAAGCCUUACAAAUGUAAGGAGUGUGACAAAUCCUUUGCCCACUAUCCCAAUUUCAGGACACAUCAGAAAAUCCAUACUUCUGAGGAACAUUGUAGUUGUCCAGAAUGUGGCAGGGAAUUUCAUCAGCUUUCACACUUUAGAAAACAUUACAGACUCCAUACUGGAGAGAAGCCUUACAAGUGCAAUGAGUGUGGCAGAUCCUUUACCCACUAUGCAUCAUUAAGGUGGCAUCAGAAAACUCAUUCUCCAGAGAUGCAUCAUGAAUGCAAAGAAUGUGGUAAGGCCUUUAUUGAAUUAUCACAUCUUAAAAGGCAUUAUAGAAUCCAUACUGGUGAAAAGCCUUACAAAUGUGAGAUAUGUGCCAAAUCCUUUACUACAACCACAACUCUUAAAACACAUCAGAAAAUUCACACUGGAGAGAAACCUUAUAAAUGUAGGGAGUGUGACAAAUCAUUUAUUCAUAGUUCACAUCUUCGAAGACAUCAGAGUAUUCAUACUGGAGAGAGACCUUACAAAUGUAAGGAAUGUAACAAAUCUUUCCGUGAGAACUCCACUCUUAGAGAACAUGAGAAAAGUCAUACUGAAGAGAAAACUUACAAAUGUAGAGAAUGUGACAAAUCCUUUACUCAGCGUGCAUAUCUUAGAAACCAUCAUAACAGAGUUCACACUGGAGAGAGACCUUAUGAAUGUAAAGAAUGUGGAAAAUCUUUUAUUACCUGCUCAACUCUUAAAAUACAUCAGACAAUUCAUACUGGAAAGAAACCCUACAAAUGUAUGGAAUGUGAGAAAUCCUUUACCCAUAAUUCAUAUCUUAGAACACAUCAGAAAGUUCACACUGGAGAGAGACCUUACAAAUGUAAGGAAUGUGACAAAUCUUUUGCUAGCUGUUCAACUCUAAAAGCACAUCAGAAUAUUCAUAGUGGAGAGAAACCUUACAGAUGUAUAGAAUGUGACAAAUCCUUUACUCAGGCCUCACAUCUUAGAACACAUCAGAGAGUUCAUACUGGCGAGAGACCUUACAGAUGUAUAGAAUGUGAUAAAUCUUUUACUAGGUAUUCUCACCUUAGAGAACAUCAGAAAAUUCAUAGCGGAGAGAAACCUUACAAAUGCAGAGACUGUGACAUAUCAUUUAACCAGAUUUCAAAUCUCAGAAGACAUCAGAAACUUCAUACUGGAGAGAAACCUUACAAAUGUAUGAAAUGUGACAAGUCCUUUACUCAUAACUCAAAUUUUAGAACACAUCAGAGAAUUCAUACUGGAGAGAAACCUUAUAGAUGUACAAAGUGUGACAAAUCUUUUACUAGGUGCUCCUACCUUAGAGCACAUCAGAAAAUUCAUACUGGAGACAAACCUUACAAAUGUAUGGAAUAUGAUGACUCCUAUACCCAAGAGUCACAUGUUAAAAGACAUCAGAGAGUUCAUACUGGAGAGAAACAUACCAUUGUAAAUAAUGUAACAUAGCAUUUAUCCAGUAUUUUCUCUACUUACAAAUUCUAACUAUAUUCAUAAAAAAAAUUAAGAAUAAGCAACAUGGGAAAACCAUUAAUGAACUUUUAUAUUUUUUAAAAUAAUGCUAAAAUAAAAAUUUGCCUAUUGUGU